This is a messenger RNA of Musca domestica (house fly), 486 nucleotides long. RefSeq lists its product as uncharacterized. Bases 79 to 402 code for a protein of 107 amino acids. The record is from RefSeq and is a predicted model, not a curated record. Lineage: Eukaryota; Metazoa; Arthropoda; Insecta; Diptera; Muscidae. The transcript has 3 exons.
GAUUACAACAAACGAUUUUGUUCAAAACAUUUGUAACCACAACAAUCGUCAUCGUAGGAAAUUUUCAGAAAAUCUCUUAUGCGUUUAUUGUGGGAGGGAGGCGAAAAACUUUUCCGUUUAUUAAAAUCUGCAGCCAAAUUUUGCAACACAAUUGUUACAUUAACAACAAUUGAACGCACCACCAUCAACAACAACAAAAAGGAAAGAGCAAAAGACGAUAAAGAAGAAGCAGAAGCAGCUGCAGGCCAAUUAGUUUAUGAGCAAAGCACAAAGAAGACACAGGCAAGCAACCAAAAGAAGAAGAAGCUGAUACAAAAGAAACUACGCACACGCUUACAUAUUUGCCCGCUGCAUAGCAUGGCAAAGAUAAAGUUUUGUGCCAGGGAAACUUUCGCACAAUGAGGCUGUGGAAUUGAAACGCUUAAAAUGCCGCUUGACGUUUACAUGUUUACAAAAGUAAAUUAUGCUUUGGAAUCGAAAAAGGAA